AUGAGCAAGGUGCUGGUGAUCCAGGGCGCAGGAAUGAACAUGCGCGGCAAAUCGCAGGUCGAGAUUUUUGGAUCAGCGACCUUAGAGGAAAUCGACGAGCAGAUCAAGGGUUACGCCGAGGGUCUGGGCAUCGACGUAGAGCUGUUCCACUCGAACAUCGAGGGCGAGGUGGUUAACGCGCUUUACGACGCUCAUGAUCGAGACUUCGACGCGUGCCUCAUAAACCCGGCGGGCUACACCACGGUGGCAGGCCCUCUGCGAAGCGCCAUUACGCAGGUCAAGUUCCCAGUUUUCGAGGUACACGUGUCAAACCCAACUUCAAGAGGAACCGUCUCUCAGGUCUUACCGGUGUGCAAGGGGGCGGUGUACGGAUGUGGGAUCUACGGCUACAGGCUGGCUCUUGAGGCAGUGCAGCAACUAGGUUAA
Messenger RNA from Geodia barretti, 426 nucleotides. The record is from the annotation of a GenBank genome assembly. Lineage: Eukaryota; Metazoa; Porifera; Demospongiae; Tetractinellida; Geodiidae.